This is a messenger RNA of Saccharomyces mikatae IFO 1815, 2121 nucleotides long. It is a transcript of the gene CCZ1, whose product is annotated as Ccz1p. The transcript has a single exon. The record is from RefSeq and is a predicted model, not a curated record. Bases 1 to 2121 code for a protein of 706 amino acids. Gene Ontology annotation, biological process: vesicle-mediated transport. Gene Ontology annotation, cellular component: Mon1-Ccz1 complex; intracellular membrane-bounded organelle. NCBI's taxonomy places the organism in Eukaryota, Fungi, Ascomycota, Saccharomycetes, Saccharomycetales, Saccharomycetaceae.
AUGAGGCUACGAUAUAUUACGGUUUUUGAUCCAUCAAGAUCUACCAACGAAAAUGACACUUUCAAGCAGUUGUUGCUAUUCCAUUGUUUUGGCAGUACUCAUUCAGUUCCCUCCUUAAAUGAAAAGCUGUCCAUCAUAGGGAUAAUUCAGGGAAUAUGGUCAUUCACCAGUUCAUGUUCAAACGGUGACGACGGACAUAAAGAUUUAGAAAAAACUAUUGAGCUGAACAACGAUGUUAUUCUCUGCAUUAAAGUCGAAUCAAGGUUUUUUAUUAGUUUAGCAAUUUCAAAUAUUAGCGAUGAACAGAAUGCGAUACCCUUUCAAUAUUUCAAUGCUUACUUAUGGCUUAGUUACAAAUUCUUCAAGCUGCUAAAUGGACCUUUUUCCCGAUUUAACGAGGAUUUUAAUAAAUUAACAGAUUCAUUGAACGAAUUUGUUAUCCCGUUCUGGAAUGAUAUUUAUCUAAAUCUGGAAACAAUAACGAAUAGGUCCUUUACUAUAAUAUGGCCUGGGUUUUACAAAAGAGCGAACUUCCAGCAAGCCUCUUAUAGCCCUGUAAACAAAAACAUUGUCAAAGAAUCAUGGGAUGCUAUAAUCUUACAAAACAUUCUCUUGGAUAAGAAGAGCUAUUUGGGAUUAAAAGAUAUUCUAGUUUACCACUUGCCAAAAUGCACCAAGGCAGCUGAUAAAGAGUAUAUAGGAACAAAAACUUAUGGUCUAGUUAGGAACUUUACAAGUGAUCUAAACACACUACCAGACAUUUCUAAUUGGUUAUACCAUCUGCACCAUACCUAUGGUGAAAUAUCAAGCCAUAUCUUAACGGGAAAUGCCCAUUUCAAAGAGGAGUUACAAGUGGGAGAGGAACAAGAGCGAAAUCAAACCGCAGGCGAGAGACAAGAAGAAGAAGAAGCACAACAGCAGCAGCAGGAGCAACGAGAUAAUACACAAAAUAAUAAAAACGAUUUUUCUCUUUCGGAAAGAAUGAUACAUAAUGUAACACUUCCCAUUUCUUUUGCAUAUGACGCUAUACACGAAGUGAGUGCCACAACUGGAGUUUCGAGUAGUUUAUCCAUGAUAAUGGACUAUAUACCGAAGCCUCAUUGGCCGUUCAUGUCAUCAUCAAAUAGGAAUUCCGAUAACAAUAAAUACCCAAGCAUUAAUGAAAACACAAGUUCGAAUACCUCACUAGUAACGGAACCAGAGACAGUGGGAGGAACUAUAGGUAACUCAAGAUUUGGAUUCUUAAUAUCUCCAUUGAACUCCAAUCUGCUUCCAUCAUCAUAUCAGACCUUGAAGCUUAAUUUGGAUUUUGAAAACUCAAAAGGCAAUGAAGACUUUUAUAAUUGUCUAUUUUGGUAUUUUGACGAUUUUUUAGUUAUAAUUGUUUGUGAUCCAGAUUUUAGCAGGAUUUCAGAAAGGAGCUACUUAAAGGACUUGAGUUUCCGAUUGUGUCAGAGUAUGAAAUGUUUGACCAAUGAAAUUUUUAGCUCCCAAAAUUGCAAUAGCAUGGAGUCAUUCGGUUAUGUAAUCAAAGACAUUAUCACCAACGAAAUUGACUCAUCCGUUCCUUUUGGAUCUCCAAGAAUGGCUUCGGACGAUAAUAUUUCAACUUUGCAACUGGCAAUCAAUGGCAUAGAUCAAUUCAUUAAUAAUAGCUCAAAUUCGCUAUCAUCAACCAACUGGAAUCCAAUAUCUAUCAUGGGAGGUUUGAAUACUAAAAGCAAGAACAGUAUUACACCUGAUAGUUUAAACGAGACAAUUGAUAAUAAUCAAUCAUCCAAAAGAAAAUAUGUGAAUUUCUUGAAUUUAAUGAGCGCGGAUAAGUUAUGGGACUUGCAGAUUGAUGUCUUACAAUUCUUGGUCAGCUUACAGAAUUCCAAAAGAGACCCAGAAUACUUUCAGGAAGAAAGAUUAUUGAAAUUAAACAACGGUGUUUUAUGUUAUAUCAGAGAAACCGAUUCGAAAUUGAUUAUUAUCAUCAAAAAUUGGUUCUCGAAUAACGACACCACAAAGGCUAUGAAACAAAAGAAUCUUUCCAAUUCCAGUGCCUGGAGGGAAAGUUCGUUGUUUCGAAGUUUAGGUUGCGAUGUAAUUGAUUGGUGGGAAUCCAGAGAUUUAUAA